GUAAAUUGUAGAAUAAUGAAAUGGUAAAAUAUGAAAAUAGUAGCAUGGUAAAAUAGUAGAAUAGUAUUACAGUGAAAUGAUAAAACAAGUAAAAAAGAAUAAAAUAAUAGCAUGUUCGUAUGAGAAUAACAUUUGUCGCGAUAAAAGAAUAUACAGCUAGACAAACAUUAUUCGUUUAUAAUAAAAUGAAAUAGUAAGAUAAUUGGUGAGAUAAAGCGAAUCACGAUUUGAAUCGGCUUGAAUUUUAUUUAUCCCGCAAAUAUUGGUAUCCUUGUUUUAGUUGUGUAGUCGAAUGUGCAUAGUUGCCGGCCUGUCGUUUAACUAAAAUGUCUGACGCUUUUCUCAUAGUUGCCCCGUUUGAUUUGGACGAACACACAAAUAGAAUAGUGGAAUUAGAAACGUUCGCACGGCCAAAAUAUUUGAGGUGCAGCACGCAAUAUAUUUUGUCAUUUUUAUCGUGGACAACAUGUAUUCAUCGGUUACUUAGUACUCAGAAUGGAGUAAGUGAUAUAUCGAACUGACCAUAACUAUAUUCUGUGAUAUUUAGUUCUCUUUUGAUAUUUCUUUCGGAUUUUCAUAUAUUUUAUUAGAAUCUGAUAUAGAUAUUGAGUAUGAACAAUAAAACUUUAAUUGCAUGCAUGACAAAAUAAGAAUUUAUCAAUGACCAAGACAGACAGAUAGUUGAGGUUUUUCAAGAAAAACCGGGAAAGAAACAUAUUAACACAAUGUCGCAAUCAGAGGAUACUUAUGCUCCAGAAGAACCAACAUCAGACAUUCCGAUAUCAUUGCUUGACAUACAAAUGCCAGAAACACCAGAAAGUACAAAGGGUCAAGUUAGCGAUGGAGACACGCCCAGAUUGGAAAGUCCUAAAUUACUUAAACCCGUGCUAGGAAAAGUGCAAGCCAAAAAACGGUUGAUGGCAUUUGCCAAUAAGUUCAAUGUACUACCAAAAGUUCAGAAUAAAUCUAACCUUCUUCAGGCGCAACCGGGUAAACUUUCUAAAUCUAAGAAUAAGUCAAGCGAUAAUAAAUCUUUACAAAAUAAUUCGAAUGCAGGAUUAAACGUAGACUCAGACUCUGCUCAACAAUUUCAUAGUCGCCAUUCAAGUGGUAAUAAAUCAAAAAAGAAAACAGAAGAAAAGAUACUGGCUAUUGAAGAAAUUAGACGUGAAGAAUCCAAAAGCAAGAUGUUAUUAGCAGAAGCUAUGGCUGCAGCUAGUAUAGAAGAUGAAAACUAUGCUAAUAGAAAUGGACAAAACUUGUUAGAAAAUAUAAAAAGUAUUAGGGAAAGAAGUAGACAGGAUGACAUCAAUAAAAGUGGUUCAAAAUCAUCCAUAGAAAGUAAACGUUCGGAAAGGAGGCGAUAUGGAAAAGAAGAAAGGAGAGACAGUAUAAAUAGGGAAUCAAAAGAUUACAAUACUGGUAAAGAAAGAUAUUACAGACUCUCUCAUAACAGGGAACACCAUAAAAAAGAUAGAGAGGGAAAGAAAGAUGAUAAAGAAAAACGGGACGACGGUAACAAGUACGAAGAAAAUCGAGACAAAAAGGAAGAUGAGAAAGAUAAAAAAGAUAAUGACAGGGAGAAAUGGGAAGAUAUAAAGGAUAAGAAGGGAAUGAAAGAAAAGAGAGAAAGUUUUAGGGAAAAGAGAAGUGAUUCGCGAGAAGGAACUGUUGAAGUUAAAGACAGGAAAGAAAAAGAGAAGGAGAGGGAUAGGGGAAAAGAAAGAGAUAUAUUAAAUUCUUCUUCGUGGAUAGAAUUAAAACAGUGUGGCAUAACGAUGCAUGAUAUUAUCGAUGUCAGAAGGCGCGAUCCCACGGAUCGAUUAUCAAAGAAUAGAACAGCCGAGGAUUAUUUACGUCAUUUUGAACAAAUGUUAAUGUUGAAUGAUCAUCGCCUGAGACGAUAUGCUUUUGUUGCCGAAGGACUUGACGGACCUAAAGAAUAUCCUCCGGAAUCGAUAAGAAUAACUAAAAGAGGAAGGCCUCAAAUAUUUUAUUCAGAGAAUCCCCGAAUGUCUUUCUUUCUUAAUCGUCAACAAGUUCUUCAAGCAGUGAACACUGAUCGCCGGGAAAAGAUGCGAGAGAUAUGCGAAGCAGAUUUUAUACGAGAUAAUGCAGAAGAAGCGGAGCACCAUCAACAAACGCGUGAUUGGUAUCCGAAAGCAGGCAUUUGUACGACUACUGAUAAAACAAAGUGGCACGUACCCAUUAACGUACAGCUUCCCAAGUCAAAAUGGGACAGUGAAGAUGAAGAUAGGUUUACCAACGAUACUGCCAAAGAACAGGGGGACGAAGCGAAAUCGGGUGACAUCGAAUCAGAACAGGACCAAGAAACCUUUUCUCCACGGUCGAAUGUAACAAAGGAGACUAUUGAUACUGAUAAGAAAAUUAUUGACGAAGAAAACAAAUCUUCCAGCACCAAAGAAGCGAACGAAAAUAGACAAUCACCAUCUCCUACGCCAUCUUCAGCGGGCAACGAGAAGUUAGCAUCAGAGUACGAGCAGUUCAUGAAGAUGGUUUGCAAUGACAUUCCUGUAAAAGACUUCUCGCCAAAAUCGGUACCAUCUAAAGCAUCUACAUCAACGCUGAGUUACCACGAAUUCAACAUAGAAACUAAUUUGCCAGAAGACAACAAUUUCUCAUUCAUGGAUCACAGUGUACCAGGAAGGUCUGAUAAGAUUGAUAUGAAUCAGGAGGAAGAGAAACUUGGUAAUAACGACAGUCAACAGAACCUGGAUAAAGUUUCCAAGGACGAAGAGGAAGAAAUAUCUUCGAACAGCAGUCAUAGUCAAGAAUGUACAAAAGCAGAGGAUGAAGAGAAGGCGGAGAAAAGUGGAUCGGAAGAUUCAAAAUCGAUACCUAGUGAUUGGGAAAAUGUUCGAAUCAAGGUGGAACGUUUGAGCGAUGAAAAUUCUGAUACCAGAGAGACGAGGAAGAAGCGAAAGCGAAAGAAAAUGACCUCCAGCAGCGAAUCAUCCAGCACCUCCAGUUCCUCCGACUCCGAGGAAGAAGUCAAACGGAAGAAGAAAAAACAAAAGUCAUCUAAAGAUUCGGAUUCGUAUUCGGACUCGGAUAGUAGCGAAAGCAGCAGCAGCUCUAGCAGUGAUUCUUCCAGUUCCGAUGACAAGCGGAAGAAAAGGAGAAAGAAGAAACGGAAAGCUGAGAAGAGAAAGAAGAAAGCGAAAAAAAUAGCGAAGGCGAAAAAGAAGCGGAGAAGAAAAGUAAGUUCCGAUUCGAGUAGCAGUGAUUCUGACACUAGGAAGAAGAAGAAAACAGCGAGUAAGAAAUCGAAAAAGAAGAAAGAACGCAGCAAUAAACAAGACGAAAACGAAGAUAUAGGAAAAACUAUACAGAAGUCUCCUCUAGAAUCUUUGACACCGGAAAGUACAAAGUUAUGCUCCCAGGUUCCGACCAAGAAAAUCAAAGAAGAAGUUAAGGUAGAAUCUAGAAAAAGAUCAACCGAGAAACAUGACAUGUGGAGUCAGGAACAAGAAUUAGUACGAAAGGUGAUCUCAGAUAACGAUGUCUGUAAUAAAAGCCACAAGGAUGAAGAAAAAAGAGGUAAGAGUGACGAGGAGUACUUGGAAGAAUGGGACAUGGAUUCUGUGAUCAUGCCGCAGCAAAAGGGACAAAAGAUAUUGAGAGGUAAUGUCGAGAAGAUAGAGAAUACUGAAAUAGAAAAUAUUAGAAAGAUAGAAAGGAAAGAUGAACGAAGUAAAAAAGAAGAACGAAUUAAAAAGGAUGAACGUUUCAAAGAGAAGUGUCCUUCUGAAGUUAUACAAGAAAGUCUGAAGAUGGAUGAUGACAGUGAUAUGAAGAAGAAGAAGAAAAAGGAUAAAGAGAAAAAGAGCAGUAAUGAAUUUCUCGCUGAUUGGGAGAAAGAGAGCGAACGAAUGUCGCAGCAGAUGAUGCAGGAUGAGAUGAAGCAUUCUAAAAAGUUGGAUAAACAGAAGAAGGAUAAAUGGGGAGAAACCGAAUUUGAUACUUUGAAUGUACCAUCUUUGACACAGCUUGAGAGGGAGGUAAGUAAGAGACAGUUGUUGGCGGAUGACUGGGAGGUUGAUAGUUUAGAAGCCGUACCAGAUUUGUUGCUCAAUAAAAAGAAGUCUACACGUACUUCAAAGAAACUAGAGAAAGAGGUUAGAUAUGAUAAAAAAACAGACACGUACAUUGCUAUAGAGAAAGAGACUCUGAGAGAAUGUAAGAAGAGACAGGAUAGACUGUCUGCAAUGAGAAUUUGGGAAGAGGAGCAAGAGGAAGGAGAGAGAGAAGCUAUGAUUAUGGAGCAAAAGAAGAAACAGAAGAAAAACGAGUGGGACAUUGAAGAGGAAUCAUUUUUGUUGAAUAAGAACGAUAAAAAGGAAUGCAUUGAAAAAGAUGUUUCUACGAUGGACAGUAUUCACAAAGAAGUAAGUGCUAUCAGCAAGGAUAUAGGUACACCAAUGAAGCUUGACUCUAUGUCUGCUAAAAGGAGUAAGAAGAGUCGCUGGGACAUAGCAUCACAGUCUGAGGAAAAGAUAGAACUUAAAGCUCCUGUUAUGUGGGAAGAAGAAUGUGCUGAAUGGACUAAAAUAAACAAAUUUGAACGUAAAGUGGAUAGAGUUUCAUUAGAACAUUGUGAGUCUAUGCUACCAAAAACCAAAAUAAAGGAUGAGAAUAUUUGCAUGGUUGAUCAGCAAUCCAGGAAAUCUCUGUCUAAAAAUUCAUCAAGCUCAGAUAUUAUUGAUUUGUUUUCAAGAAAGUCUCAGGAUGUAGAUUUGUCAAACUCUUCUUGGACACUAGAAGAACAAUCGAGGAACAAGACACGAAUGAGAAGUUUGGAAAACAGUUCUCAAAGAGAUUCAUUUUUUAAUGAAGCGAAAGAAGAAGCAGUAUCAGUUAUAAAUGAACAACCUAUUGCUGAUCAGUUGAAAGACAUAUUUGAAAUGGAUGUAAAAUUGAUGAAAAAGAAUAUUGAAUUGUACAGUCCCAGUUCUCCUGCACCUUCUCAUAAGUCUGAGGAUAUUGAAGCUUUUGAUAACAGUCACUCAAAUUCAUCAAAUCUCAGAGAUGACUUGUCUUAUACCCCAAAGAAAGAAUCUCUAAUCAAAUCUGAUGAAGAAUCCAUUCCCAAUAUUCCUCUUCAAAUAAAGUACAGAGAUAGCAAAUACAUGAAGUCUACCAUAACAAAAGAAGACUUCGAAGAAAUCAUGGGAUCACAAACGGAGAAAGAAGCACCUCAACAAAAAUUCGAUGUGAAAAGCUCAGACCCCUCGCUUGAUCUUUCAAUGAAUGAACCAUAUCCCGAUUCAAACAGUUACAAAUCGUUAAGAAUGGACAUAUUUGCAGAAUAUGAAUCUGACGAGUCACGUAAUAGGUUGAGUAACAAGAGUUCUGAAGUAGCUCCUGCUAGUAGUACAAAAUCAGUGGAAGGAUCCGAAGAAUCCGCCGAAAGCAAAGCAGCUCUUAAACUAAUCCCUAAACAGCUAUUAGUUAGACGAAACAAUGAACGUCCAAAAACAAAAUUGAUCUCUGACGACCCCAUGCAACAUGCUGCAGCUCUUUUAACUAUUCAGAAAAAACUUCGAGAGUCACAUGCUAUGAGGAAUGACAUUAGUGCAUCCUGUGGAGAAUCUUCAAACGACUUCAAGAUCGAAUGUGAGCAAAUGAUAAGUACCGACACAUCUGCAGCUGACAUUGCUCCUGUACAACAGGCCAUUGUCACGGAAGUGGAUUCCAAACAUUUAUCGAUAACACUAAAGACAACGAUCGCGACGAAAGCAGAACUGCCAGCCACAGUAAAACUUUUUGAUCACGUUGAAGAGUAUAGAUCGGAGGAGAAGAUCGAAGCCAAACCAGAGGAGCUGAAGAAACCUAAAAUCUCUAGUAUUAAGGACACCAGUGAUACCGAAGGACAGGCAAGGUCACCCUGUAGGGACCAAAGAAGAAAAAGUCCUAGUAGGAAAGAAAAUAGGGACGAUAAACGAACUACUGAUCGCGGUAAAAAGGAUAAGAAAUACGAGGAUAGGGAAAGGAAUGAUAGGAAGGAUGGUAGGAGCUCGAGGCAAGAAUACAGCGAAAGAAGAAGGUCUAGUCCUUCGGGUAGUCGUAAAAGAAGAAGAAGCGUGAGUCCUAGAAGCUCGUGGGAACAUGAGAGAAGCCGUAGUGAGAGUCACAGUCGCAGUUGGAGCAGAAGUAGGAGUAAAAGUCCGAAGAGGAAAGAUGAGUCGUUUGCUUCUUCGAGUAGGGAGAAACGACCAAACCGAAUCGAUGACGAAAGGGGUGGUAGAUCUAGAACCGACGACAGAAGGGAAAAAUCUACGCGAAGUCCUACUCGGUUCAACGUUACUCCGUAUAAUAAAGAUCAUUUUAAAAAGCACGGAUCUACUAAAGGAGACCGUGAUGAUUGGAACAGAAGGAAAUACGACAGCGUGGAAAGAGAAAAAGAAGGAAAAUCGUACGAGUUACUAGAUGUGUUACGAGAAAGAAACGUAGAAUCUGAGAGACAUAGGGAGAACAGAUUUCGCGGGGACGAGACAGAUCGUGCAUUCUGGCCAUAUGAAUCGGAGAAUAUGUUGCGAGACGCAAACGAAUCUCCGGAUUCGUAUCCCAACGGUGGUCAAGAUUUAGAUCUUGAGUACGAAGAGAAAAUGUAUUAUAGGGACGAGAGUAUCGAAAGAGAGAUCUUAGAAGGCCCACUUCGUUCUGUAUCAAAAUUCAAACACAGGAAAAGUAGAUCCACCGUGAGAAGAGACAGACAAUGGGAAAAGGACAGGGACUCGUUGGAUUUGGACAGACACGUACAUGUUCGGAGACCGGACAAACUACAACCCUCGAGAAAUCGUUCAUCACCUCGGCCAAGACGAUCAUCACCUAGGUCGUCACACGACCGUUUCAGACGUGCAUCUAGAUCGCGAUCAAGAUCCUGGUCGAAAUCGAGAUCUCGAUCCAGAUCAAGGUCCAGGUCCAGAUCUCGAUCACGUUCCCGAUCAACGUCCAGAUCACGAUCCAUGUUACGAUCGAGAUCCAGGUCCAGGUCGGGAUCACGAUCGAGGACAAGGUCCACCUCGAGGUCUGGAAUGAGGAGUCCUGAUCAUUCGAGGACCACUGAACGAUUACGAUCUUCCAGAUCACCCUCUGUGGGACGAGGUAGAAUCAGCGAAACUUCGAGGGAAAGGAAGGAUGAACACGACAGUAUGAAACUAGAUAGUUGCGGUGAAAGAGGUAGACGCAUCGAGACAAUCGUGCAGUCUGGGUUACCUAGGGACUCGACUGUGUUAGACUCAGAUCUGCACCUCGGUGACAAUAUGGAGUCGGUUGCCUCGAGUUUCCAAUAUUCCAACGAGACCGAAGUUGGAAACGAGUAUUAUUAUACUGAGAAUAAUUUGACUUAUCCUCCGUGUAUCGAUGACUCGACUACGAGUUCACCGAAACGUUUGUCUCUCGACGAUAGGUUGGAGCUCGAGUUAGGAAUCAAGAAGCAACAAGAUAGUGCAGGAGUGUCGAGUGAGUAUGGUGACAACUUCAAUUCCAACGUAUGCUACCCAUCACCAACACAACAACAACAGAUGCUCUAUCGCCAACAACCUACUGUUCUACAAGUAGGUAACGUGUUACAAGUGGUGCCUGCAGACUUCAACGGUGUUCCAGCAGCGCGUAGAGAACCGGCUAGUGCCCCGGCAACUCCAGUUGUGCGAGGUUCUAGCCAAGUAGUGCGCGUAGGUAAUGUUCUUCAAGUUGUACCAACGUCGUUGGACUGGAGCGGUGGACAGUCGUCGACAGUUGAUCAGUCAGGAGGAAUGAUGUACUCCGCGACAGUCCCUCAACCUUCUCCAGUUCCUUCAGUCCCUAUAUCCGUACCUGUUCCAGUUCCUGUCCCCAUGCCUGUGCCAGCAGUACCACCCGCAAUGUCUUCGUCCACUCCUGUUGCUACUUUGUCUCCUGUCCCAUUACCUCUUUCCGUACCUGUACCAGUACCUGGUCCGGUGUCUCUUCCAGUAGCACAGACGACGUUCCCGAGGACGGAAGUUACGCCACAAAAAAUACCAGCUCAACCGGUGUACAAUUAUGAAGCCAUCCUGGAGACGCGUCGAAAGGAGCGAGAAGAACGGAAGCGACUACGUGAAAUUAAACGAAAGGAGAAAGAACGUAGACGGAUAGAACGAAUAAACCGACGGGCCCUACGAUUGUUAGAGAAGAACAACUUGCGUCAGACAGAAAACACGAGUCAACAGCAAACUUCAGGUUUAGAUCCGUCUGUUCUGAAAGCGUUGAGGGAAACUGAAGAGCAAGUUGACGCGGGAGAGCAGUCUUCUUCGACGGUUACCGAGAAAGAAGAAGAAACACCGAUCGCAGUCCCUAUUUCUGUUUCUACGGAAGAAGGAGCAGCAGGUGAUGACGACGAGGAGGAAGAAGAAGAGGAGGAGGCAGAAGUAGAAGAUGACGAGGAAGAUGAAGAGGAAGUAGAGGAAGAUGAAGAAGAGGAUGAGGAGGAUGAAGAGAAGUCUUCGUUGCGAGUAAAUAGUCGGCGGAGUGAAGUCGACGACAUUGCUGGCACCAGUAUAAUUGAAAUAAACAAGGUUCAAGUUGAAAUAGAGUCUAAAGAGUGGUUAGAGUUACCACCGGCACCUAUAAAGGGAAUCUUAGUUGCGUCAGGUUUCAGAAGAAGCUCCAUCGCCAACGGUAAUCUGGACGACACUUCUACUCCCGAAAACGAAAGCGACGACAAUACGGACAAAGAGGUUACAGAAGUAGACAAAGUCAGUGAAUCUAAUAAAAACGAAGUCGGUGAAAAUAAGUCUAAAUCGAAAGGUCAAGCCAAAACAAAAUCAAAAUCAACGAAAUCUAGUAAGUGGAAACAGAGAAAUAAAAAGUCUGUACAAUUCGCGGACGGAAUCAAACCUGGAGAAGGUACUAGUCCUAGUGGUGGCGAAGGAGACAUGCCUUCUCCUCCACCUCCUUCGUCGACAGUUACUCGCGUUGGUAUUCGUGAUAUUCGAAGACCAAGUUCUAGGAAAAGCAGGAAACAGGAGAAACGGACACGACCUCCUAAAGCAAAGAAAAAAGUGAAGGUGAAGAUUAUAAAAUUGAAGAAACCUCGUGUGACACCACUGACUGCUAUGAUGAUGGACGACUCGGACGAAUUAGACGACCGUUCUCCACCACCACCGCCACCUGGUUCUCCUCCGCCUCCACAUCUUUGGCCAAGCUAUCUUUCUGCUUACAAUUCUACUGCUCGUACCAGUGAAGCUCAAUCAGCGACGCCUACAAAUUCUAAUACCGUUCAAGCUCCACCACCACCUACGCCACUGCCUCUUUUAGUUCCUCCACCCCCUCUGAACUAUACCAUACAACCCUGCAGCAAGGCGUAAAGUGGUUUUUGUUUUGUAUUUUAGAUCAGUGAUGGGCCAUUACAAUUAUAUACGACGUGCACUCAUGGACACUGAUGAGUGUAAAGUAGACUCUAUAUUGCCAUAGAUAGGACCGUAGCAAUAGACAAUUCUUGGAAUUGGAUAUGUCGACAGAGAUUCUUGCAGUGCUUGAGUUUAAAAAUCUUUUAAAUGUUUGCAUACCUCAUCCCUGCCCGCUCCGUGCACGCCUGUGCCCAUCUACGGACACUUAACCCGUCCAUCACUGUUUUAAAUAAAUCAUUCUACGCUAUUGUGUAGAAUCUUAGAUUAAGUUUAUCAAGUGAACAAUAAGCGACCAUUUAUUUCUCUGUUGAGAAAGGAAACUCGUAAACAACGUAAUGCGUAAAGGCUUCAUAGAUUUCAGAAAACACGAAAUCAUUGAAACCUCACGUGGUGGGACUUUAGGAAAAGUAAUGUAUUAUUUUGUUAGCGACAAAUCAUUGACUGUUUGCUCUUUUUGUAAAUAGCUUUAUUCUUCCCGACACGAUCAUUGUCGCUGUCGAAAUGGGAAAAGAGUUCGUGUAUACAAAUGUUCCAUUGCAUCCAUGUCUCGACAAAUUCGCGUUGCGUUUAUAUAUUUUUCGAUACAAAGAAAGAAAAAAGAAAGACACGAAGAGAGAUCAGAUACAAUGGAAAAUUGUAACGCAUGACACGAAUGUAAUUUAUAGGGACUUGAGAACUCGAAGAUCAAGUUGUUAAUAGCGAUUACAUUGUUGAAGAUGUAAGGUAUUCAUAAAAGGUGAAUUUAUCAUUUGUAUAUUUUACUUUUGUAGUUCAAUGUAAUCGAUACCGAUUGUCUUCAAUUAAGACAUAGUUUAAGAUGGGUCUUGAUGCAAUUUUUCUCUCUGACGUUUAAUUUUUUAAUUACUCAAGCUCAUUUACGAAAACGAAGGUUGUACAUACUCGGGUAUAGAUGUGAUUAGAACAAAAUUUCAUAAUAAUCGAUGAUGAAAAACAAGGCAAAUAAUAAAUAUGAAGAUGAAGCUGAGCUUGAUCAA
This is a messenger RNA of Megachile rotundata (alfalfa leafcutting bee), 10387 nucleotides long. RefSeq lists its product as uncharacterized. The record is from RefSeq and is a predicted model, not a curated record. NCBI's taxonomy places the organism in Eukaryota, Metazoa, Arthropoda, Insecta, Hymenoptera, Megachilidae.